Messenger RNA from Linum tenue, 872 nucleotides. Lineage: Eukaryota; Viridiplantae; Streptophyta; Magnoliopsida; Malpighiales; Linaceae. The record is from the annotation of a GenBank genome assembly.
UGGAGAUGGCGGGGCCUAUAAAUAUAACAUCUUUAGGUCAGUGUUUUUGGACAUUACACCCAAUUAUUAUUAGCCAUUGGAGGAGAGCAGCAGAGAGUUUAGUAGAGAGAUCAGGAAGCCAUGGAAGCAGCUGGUGCAGAGUUCAAGCACUUGGUCAUCAUCAAGUUCAAAGAAGGAGUUGUGGUGGAUGAUAUCAUCAAAGGGAUGGAGAAGCUUGUCUCUCAGAUCCCUCUCAUCAAGUCCUUGGAAUGGGGGCAGGAUUUGGAAGGGCAUGAGAUGCUGACACAAGGAUUCACACAUGCAUUCACAUUGACAUUCAACAGCAAGGAGGAUUAUGGAGCUUAUGAAUCCCACCCCAAUCACCUGGAGUAUGCUGCUGUUUUCUCACCAAGUAUUGAGAAAUGUGUGGUUCUCAACUUCCCUACUACUCCACUCAAGCAGACACCAGCAGCAGCAGCAACCUGAUGUGUGGUGUCUCCCUCCACUAUGGAAUGAAAUUACUACAACCAGAGAUAUCAAUGAAGGGAGGAGUUAUGAUCUCUAUGUAAUAUCAUUUGCCAAAUGGGUUAAUCAUUACUGUUGAGUUUGCUUGUAUGAAAGAAGAUUUGGGCUGUGGGAAUAUGUGAAUUUCUUAUGUUUCUGUGCUGUCUUGGUUGCUGUUCUGUUCUAGCUAAUCUGCAGAUCUUUCUCUCUGCCUUGGAAGAAGUUCUGCUUCAAUUUCAAGUUUGCUUUUUGCUUUUGCCCUCUUUAGGCCAUGUGUGGUGUUUGACAAUGGUGGGAAGCUUGAUUAGUAAAAAAAAGAGAGAAACAAUGUGGGCACUCAUUAGAUAAAAAAGUGGGAACAAACAGGUAGAUUUGUAGGUUUAAAGUUG